CCCAAAGCCUUUCGUGACUGUCUUCCGCGUCCGCACCAGAGUAAACAGAGGAUCGUGCAAGUCCACUUCUUUUAUAAUCUGACGGUGCACAUUUUGAACAUACCACUAUGCCCUCGGCGCAAGGCACUCUUGCCGAAAACAUCCCUCUGGAAGGAAGUGCAAUGGAUCAAAUUCAAUUCAAGCGGCGAUUCGGAACACGCACCUGGAUUUUCAUUGGGGCCGUGGUCGCUGUUGUCGUGUUAUUGGUGCUGGUGAUUGUUCUAGGUGCUCUGCUUGGCCACACGAUUGCAAAGUUACGGGAAGUAAGAGAGAGUCAGAUUACGCCAACCACAAGCACGCCGAUAGGAACAAAAGCCCCCUCCCCCACCACCCCUGGUACGGAGGUCUGGUGGCGUCCGCGGCUGCCUGGUGACGUCAUUCCAACUCAUUACAAUAUUAACCUGAACAUCACGGUGGACCAGCCUCACUUUCAUGGGAGAGUAAAUAUGUUUGCUAAUGUUACCAGGGCGACGAGUGUCCUGUUACUGCACUCGUCUAAAGAGAUGAUCUUUAAACGGUCAGCGGUGUGGAUGGUAGCGAGUACUCCAGAGGAACGACAGAUCAAGAACUCGUUUUACUUUGACAAAAAUGAGUACUACGUCCUUGAGAUGGCAGACACCCUGAAAGAAGGGCGUUACCGCGUAGAACUAGUGUACGAUGCGCCAUUCCAGAUUCUGCCCUAUGGCCUGUAUCGAAGUAGCUUUGAGAGACCGAACGGUUCAAAAAGCUAUUUUGCAGCGACGCAGUUUGAAAGAUCAGAUGCGAGAAAAGCGUUUCCAUGUCUAGAUGAGCCCGCAUUGAAAGCGACCUUCAAUGUGACGAUCGCGCACCACGCGCGGUACGUCGCGCUGUGUAACAUGCCGAUCUCGAGUAGCACACGCGUGGACAAUCAGAUCGUGGACCAGUACUAUCAGACAAGCGUAGUCAUGCCUACCUACUUACUGGCAUUUGUGGUGGGAGAAUUUUGGAACCGUGAGUCAAGGUCUAGGAACAAUAUACUAAUGCGAUACUACGCUCGUCCUUCAGUGGUAAACCACACAGAGUAUGCGGAGAGCGUUGGUGGGAAAAUCAUGACGUAUUUUGAAGAUACUUUUGGUGUAAACUACUCGCUUCCUAAAGCAGAUCAAGUAGCAAUACCGUACUUCGGGCCGGGUGCGAUGGAGAAUUGGGGUCUUAUCCUGUACGCGGAGGACUAUCUCUUAUGGGAUGCGGAUAGUAACACGGAACAAAACAAACAGCUCGUCACAUCUGUUAUCGUCCACGAACUCGUCCAUCAGUGGUUUGGUAACAUCGUAACUCUGAAGUGGUGGAAUGAUAUGUGGCUUAACGAGGGGUUCGCCAAGUUUUUCGAGUACAAAGCGAAGGCUGUGGUUGAACCUGUAUGGAAGAAGCACGAGGACUUCGUCUCCGGCCCGAUGAGCACGGCCAUGACGUUUGAUGCGGGUGAUACGACUAAUCCUAUCCGAGUCGCUGACGACGCCCCCAAAGAAGUCACUAACAGCAUGUCGCCUCUCAUAUACUAUGAUAAGGCAGCGUGUGUUCUUCGUAUGCUUGAGGAUUUGCUCGGCGAAGAUGUUUUCCUCGCAGGACUCAAGAGAUAUCUCAAGAUGUUUGCAUUUGCAAACGCUGUCACAGACGAUUUAUGGAGGGCCUUAGAAAUGGAAACCUGCGCUCGCGGCGUAUGCGUGCAGGUGAAGAAGUAUAUGAAUUCUUGGGUUUCGCAAGAGGGCUACCCUGUGGUGACAAUGCAGAGAGAGAAUAAUACUCAUUACCAGUUCUCGCAGAGUCGCUUCUUGAUACACAGCACUACCACCAACAGCUCGAGAAGACAAGCAGAUUACAAAUGGACAAUUCCUUUAACUUACAUCAAAAGUGGUGAGCCAAUCAGGAUGAUUCAAGAUAUGAGCGCAACUACGGAUUACGUUAAAUGGGAUGGUAUCGGCUGGUUCAAAGCUAACGUCGGCACUAAAGGCUUCUACAUCGUUAACUACGAUGACAAAAACUGGAAUGCGCUCGCUGAGCAGCUUUUAGCGAAUCAUACGGUAUUGAGUGCUGCUGAUAGAGCGGGACUUCUCAUGGACGCAUUCAACUUAGCGAGAGGGGCUCGACUAAACUACACCAAGGCGUUUGGCAUGACAUCAUAUUUGAAUAAAGAGACGGACUAUGUCCCGUGGGAGGUGGCGCUAUCCAAGCUGAACGAGUUCAGGACUAUUGUACCUGCCGCCAGCGAGAUAUAUCAGUUAGUCAUGCAAUACCUUGUCAAUCAGACGAGUAACCAAUAUGAAGCCUUGGGUUUCCAGGACACUGGCGACGCUACCAACAAGUUCACGAGAGGAGAGAUUCUUGCCAUCCAGUGCAGAGCUGAGGUUACAUCGUGCGUCACGAAAGCCAAGGAGUUGUUCAGAAACUGGUUGAAUAAGGGAGCACAUAUUCCUCCCAACUUCCGGCCACUAAUGUAACAAUUUCCUUUAUUUCUCCCUUUAUUUAGUAUUCCUCCCAACUUCCGGCCACUAAUGUAACAAUUUCCUUUAUUUUUUCCUUUAUUUAGUAUUCGUCCCAACUUCCGGCCACUAAUGUAACAAUUUCCUUUAUUUCUGCCUUUAUUUAGUAUUCCUCCCAACUUUCGGCCACUAAUGUAACAAUUUCCUUUAUUUCUCCCUUUAUUUAGUAUUCCUCCCAACUUCCGGCCACUAAUGUAAUAAUUUCCAUUAUUUCUCCCUUUAUUUAGUAUUCCUCCCAACUUCCUGCCACUAAUGUAACAAUUUUCUAUAUUUCUCCCUUUAUUUAGUAUUCCUCCCAACUUCCGGCCACUAAUGUAACAAUUUCCUUUAUUUCUCCUUUUAUUUAGUAUUCCUCCCAACUUCCGGCCACUAAUGUAACAAUUUCCUUUAUUUCUCCCUUUAUUUAGUAUUCCUCCCAACUUCCGGUCACUUGUGUUCCACACUGGUGUACGAUAUGGCGGCGUCAGGGACUGGGACCAAGUGUUCGCUAAGUAUCAGAAGACAACACACGAGAUCGAGGCGCGACAGCUGAUGUACGGAUUGGCAGGCACGCGAGAGGCCUGGGUACUCAGCCGGUACGUCAUAUUAGCUAAACC
This is a messenger RNA of Nematostella vectensis (starlet sea anemone), 3136 nucleotides long. Its product is annotated as glutamyl aminopeptidase. Lineage: Eukaryota; Metazoa; Cnidaria; Anthozoa; Actiniaria; Edwardsiidae. Gene Ontology annotation, biological process: peptide catabolic process; proteolysis. Gene Ontology annotation, cellular component: cytoplasm. Bases 108 to 2498 code for a protein of 796 amino acids. The record is from RefSeq and is a predicted model, not a curated record. Gene Ontology annotation, molecular function: zinc ion binding; metalloaminopeptidase activity; peptide binding. The transcript is spliced from 18 exons.